AGGGAGGGAGGGAAACCAGAGGAAGUGAGGGAGGGAGCAGCUAUGGCGAACGCAAAUCCGAGAGGCGGGGGCAGGAAUGCGAAUGCGAGAGAGGCGCCGGAUGACGAUGAAAACUUGGUGUUUGAGACGAGUGCGGGAGUCGAGGUGAUAUCAAGUUUUGAUCAGAUGGGCAUUAGAGAGGAGCUCCUGAGAGGCAUAUAUGCGUACGGUUUCGAGAAGCCCUCUGCGAUCCAGCAGAGAGCUGUCAUGCCUAUAAUCAGUGGCCGGGAUGCCAUUGCGCAGGCGCAGUCUGGUACUGGAAAGACGUCCAUGAUUGCGCUCACUGUUUGCCAGAUGAUAGACACUUCCACGCGCGAGAUUCAAGCAUUGAUUUUGUCACCUACUCGUGAGCUGGCAGCUCAAACUGAAAAGGUUAUUCUUGCCAUUGGUGACUACAUGAACGUCCAAGCGCAUGCCUGCAUUGGUGGGAAGAGCAUUGGUGAAGACAUAAGGAAACUUGAGUAUGGCGUUCAUGUUGUAUCUGGUACUCCAGGGAGGGUCUACGAUAUGAUCAAAAGACGGACGUUGCGAACCCGGGCCAUCAAGCUGUUGAUUCUUGAUGAGUCCGACGAGAUGCUGAGCAGAGGGUUCAAGGACCAGAUCUACGACGUUUACAGAUAUUUACCUCCAGAAUUGCAGGUCGUAUUGGUGUCAGCUACUCUGCCACACGAAAUUCUGGAGAUGACCAACAAGUUCAUGACAGACCCCGUUAGAAUCCUCGUUAAGCGUGAUGAGUUGACGCUGGAGGGUAUCAAGCAGUUUUUUGUAGCUGUAGAACGCGAAGAGUGGAAAUUUGAUACUCUUUGUGAUCUUUACGACACAUUGACCAUCACCCAAGCCGUUAUUUUUUGCAACACGAAGAGAAAGGUGGAUUGGUUGACAGAGAAGAUGAGAAGCAAUAAUUUCACAGUUUCAUCGAUGCACGGGGACAUGCCCCAAAAGGAGAGAGAUGCUAUUAUGGCUGAAUUUAGGUCCGGAACGACACGAGUCCUCAUCACGACAGAUGUUUGGGCCCGUGGACUUGAUGUUCAACAAGUUUCACUUGUUAUCAACUACGACCUACCAAAUAACCGUGAGCUCUACAUUCAUCGAAUUGGUCGAUCCGGUCGGUUUGGGCGGAAGGGUGUGGCAAUUAACUUCGUCAGGAGUGAUGACAUUCGAAUAUUGCGUGAUAUAGAGCAGUACUACAGUACUCAGAUUGACGAGAUGCCUAUGAACGUUGCAGACUUGAUUUAAGUUCUGGGGCAGUAGUUUCAGCUUAAUUCAUCAGCAAGUUUGUAGUGGCGUCUGGAGUGCCCUGCAUGCUGUAAUACAUUUUCCAGUUGUUAUAGGUCAUCCGACCAACUUGUACAGUAGAAACUGGUCCCGAAAGUUAUGACUCGGGGUUGGCUUCACUAUGAGAGAUAGGAACUUCGAUGUACACCCCAUGAUCACUAACUAGUCUUUAGUGCGCAUUGAUCUUCCUGCAUGAGAAAGUAAAGAGUUGGACACUGUCCUAAAUUUUGGCGUAUUCGACCUCUCCGGAGUGACAAGUCAUAUCCUUGGAACCCCGGAUCGGCAACUUGAGGGUGCAGAGCGUUGUAUAUUAGUAUUUGGAGGUUUACCAGGAGGCCAUUGUUUUCCUACAUAUUCUUGCUGGAAGUCUACCCGUCGAGGCUUUUCCGAACCAGAAGCAGGGAAGAUCAUACACCUGGACAGGUUGAAGAAAGCGGUUCCUCUUUUGAAGCUGGCAUAUUGAGCUUCCACGUUCAUCUGCUAACUCCUGCCGCGGAUGGGUCCUCUGACCAUCGGCUACAAUCUAAGAUUGAAGGUAGCCCUACGCCUCAGCUUAUCAUAUUCUCGUCGAGUCAACCGUGGCAUGAUAUUGAAUUUCGCAAGACGUGACUUCGAGAGAAGGACGGGCGGCUCCCACAUGUGAUCUAGGUCCGAGUGCGGAUUUGGGCAGGUUAGGAUGUUAUAUUCUUAGUGGUGGAUUCCUUAGUGUUACGAACGGUCACUUAAGCUCGCGCUCUUUCGUGUCGUGUACUUGAAUCAAUACCACUGCCAUGUCCUCUGCAGGUCUCAUGUGCUCAGAGGAGAAAAUUGCGUUAACAGAUGAAGAGUGUAUACAAAGUCGGAAGAAGAAACGUCACAUGAUUCUAUCAUUGAAUUAUAGAAAUAAACUCAAACGGUUCACGGC
Molecule: messenger RNA, 2218 nt
Organism: Marchantia polymorpha subsp. ruderalis
Lineage: Eukaryota; Viridiplantae; Streptophyta; Marchantiopsida; Marchantiales; Marchantiaceae
Source: the annotation of a GenBank genome assembly